AUGCUAAGUAUGCUAUCUAAAUGGCUAUUGGAAAAUGUUUCUGUCAAACGCAUUGAAAUAAUAUUUCCCGUAACAGGGCAUAGUUUUAUGCCCCCGGACAGAGUUUUCGGUAAUGUAGAAAAAGUUCUGAAGAAACAAGAAGUAAUCAUUCAACCAGAAGAAUAUUGCGAAUUCAUUUCAAGUAGUGCGACAGUCACGAAUCUAAGGGAUAUUAUUAUAUUUGACUUCAAAACGGCCGCUCAAGAAGUCUUUAAGCCGACAGCGAAAUGGCCAUUCAAAAUGACCCAAUGCAAGAGAUUUAUUAUAAAAAGAUCUAAGAUUUCAGGAAACACAGUUAUCCGCGGUGAACAGUUUUACAAGUCAGAUUCAAAUAAAUCCUUUAACCCUUAA
Messenger RNA from Leptosia nina, 390 nucleotides. The record is from the annotation of a GenBank genome assembly. Lineage: Eukaryota; Metazoa; Arthropoda; Insecta; Lepidoptera; Pieridae.